Messenger RNA from Cynocephalus volans (Philippine flying lemur), 836 nucleotides. RefSeq names its product RNA polymerase II, I and III subunit H (gene POLR2H). NCBI's taxonomy places the organism in Eukaryota, Metazoa, Chordata, Mammalia, Dermoptera, Cynocephalidae. The record is from RefSeq and is a predicted model, not a curated record. Bases 127 to 579 code for a protein of 150 amino acids. Gene Ontology annotation, cellular component: RNA polymerase III complex; RNA polymerase II, core complex; RNA polymerase I complex. Gene Ontology annotation, biological process: DNA-templated transcription. The transcript has 5 exons.
UCUCGCUGCUCCUCCUGAGGUGCUGCUUUCCCCCUUUCUCCUCUGGUUUUCUCUACGCGAGGUGGUGCGCGUGUCCCCCAGUCGUGGUCGCGCUGAGCCCUUCUCCUGUUCUCGUGGCCCCUCACGAUGGCGGGCAUCCUGUUUGAGGAUAUUUUUGAUGUGAAAGACAUUGAUCCGGAGGGCAAGAAGUUUGACCGAGUGUCUCGACUGCAUUGUGAGAGUGAAUCUUUCAAGAUGGACCUCAUCUUAGAUGUAAACAUUCAGAUUUACCCUGUAGACCUGGGUGACAAGUUCCGGUUGGUCAUAGCUAGUACCUUGUAUGAAGAUGGUACCCUGGAUGACGGUGAAUACAACCCCACUGAUGACAGGCCUUCCAGGGCUGACCAAUUUGAGUAUGUAAUGUAUGGAAAAGUGUACAGGAUUGAGGGAGAUGAAACUUCUACCGAAGCAGCAACACGCCUCUCUGCCUACGUGUCCUAUGGGGGCCUGCUCAUGAGGCUUCAGGGUGAUGCCAACAACCUACAUGGAUUUGAGGUUGACUCCAGAGUUUAUCUGCUGAUGAAGAAACUGGCCUUCUGAACCUCGUGGGAAACCAGCCUUGCUGCUUAGUCACUCAGGACAUGGAUAUUGUUCAAGCCUGAAUAGCAGUUUCGUUGUUCACCUGAUAAGGAGGGGCUGUCUCUGUUCAUUGUGGGUGCAUCUUUAGCUGGUCUGGACUCAAUGGAAAACUGACUUGCCUGUGAAAGAUACAGUGGGAGAGCUUAAAGUGAAUCAGAAGUUGUUUUGUGGAUAUGACUUUUUAAUUAAACUUUACUUUUUCAGACUGUCCCCUUCUU